GCACUCUGUAGCAUCACCACAGGCGCGCUGCGCGCAUAGUCUGUUACCCCCCAUGCAACUGUAUCACUGCCGCAUUAACAUGGGGAACAUAUCCACUGAAUAGGAGAUUGGCAUAAACAAUAUUGCAUAAGGACUCCUUACCGUUUUUUCGUAUUAAAAACCGUUUUUAUUCUUCAAACAUGCCAAACGAAUCGUCGCAACUGAUAGACUGCGAUGUGGGACACAAUGCCAACAUCAGCCUUGCGGCAUGCGUCUAUUCUCUCGUGUGCUUGUUUGAGACAAUUUUAAACUUUUUGGUUGUCUACCUGGUCGUGACAUUUAAGAAACUUCGGACGGCUAGCAAUGCGUUCAUUGUGAACGGCUGUAUAGCCGACCUGUUGGUGUGCGUGUUUUGGAUGCCGCACGAGGCAGUGGAGAUAUCCGCUGGCAGUUCUUUUCCGGCUGUGUACCAAGCCUUCAAAUAUGCGCUCCUAUUCCUCGGCAUCACUGUCUCUCUUCUCUCCCAUUCCCUCACAGCCGUCAACCGAUACGUCGCUGGUGAUUUGGUAAUCAACACGUAUCUGUCCAUCUACCAAAAAAGAUACACAGAAUGGAUGCUAAUUCCGUCGUGGCUUUCGGCGCUGGGAUUUCUUCUACCCUGGAUCACGUCUUCGCGGUACUCACAGGAAGGAUGCUCAUGUCUCCCUGCUUCCGCAGCAUCAUUGCUCAAAGGAGGGACGCCCAUUCUCUCUGACCCAUUUGAAGCGGGUACCCUGGUGUUGACUAUUGCUGGUCAGACAAUGGUUGUUUUGUAUUGCUAUUUGAAAAUAUUUCGAAGGGUGCAGAUCAGUGUGAAGAGGCUCAGCAUAUUACAUUUUCCUAUCGUGAAUAACCUUCCCUAUUCGCUCCCUCUACACUACACACUACACUACACACUACACUACAGACCUUUCUGGGUGUUAUUACCAGCACUUUUUACCACGGUUUCAUUGGCACUUAAGAAAUGUUCAUGGAUGAUUUUCUGCACUAUCUUUGUUACAAACCCAUUUUUCUACACUUGGAAGAACGAGGAAUUUAAAAGAUCCGUGCUCAUGGGAGAAUUUUGGAGAGGGUUUGCAGUUGGGGUUGAGCCCAUUACGAUAAAUACAAUAUCUGACCUUCUCCCAAGACAAAAUAGUCGAAGGGAAUUUUUGGCCGAGAUGAAUUGAACAUAAUCUGAACUGCUAUGACAUUGGUUAUUGUAAGCAUACAGCUGCUACAAUGUUUUAGAAAGCCUACCUGACAACAAUCGAAAAUUACACUAUAAUGUUGCUCUCAAUUGGAAAAUGUUAGUGAUGCUGUUACAGCGUUAUUCUGUAGGUCCAUUAUGGAAUACACUGUCAACUGGAAGCACACUCAACAAAUUAGUCAAUUAUUUGUAAAAACAUUGUGUAUAACACUAGUUUGUCUAAUUUCAUGUAUUUUUCAAUAUACUGUUUUAUGGACCAUGGUUGUAAUAGUGUUAUAUGCUAAUUGUAAAUCAGUUUGUGUUCAUUUUAAUAAAGCAAAGAUUUUAAGUGCAAAA
Salvelinus fontinalis (brook trout) is the source of this 1543-nucleotide messenger RNA. It is a transcript of the gene gpr88, whose product is annotated as G protein-coupled receptor 88. Gene Ontology annotation, cellular component: membrane. NCBI's taxonomy places the organism in Eukaryota, Metazoa, Chordata, Actinopteri, Salmoniformes, Salmonidae. The record is from RefSeq and is a predicted model, not a curated record. Gene Ontology annotation, biological process: G protein-coupled receptor signaling pathway. Gene Ontology annotation, molecular function: G protein-coupled receptor activity.